AUUCCCCCCUUCAAGAACGAUGCACCUCAAAAAUCAAAAUAAAUUUCGCCCCAAAUACUAAAAUAAUAGCCUGCCACGCUGCCGGUUCCACGAUCGAUACAAAAUCGCGGUACGAAACAAAACACCGUACGUACGGCCCUUCGUGACCGAGAUUUACCUUUAACCUGAUUAUUCGCCAAAGAUCAGCGUGGCGUUGCAAUUGCUGCGGAAGUUCCUGCAGGUGAUUAAGUCCAGUAUGUCCUACAGUUCGCUGAAUGGGUUCAAAGCAAAGACGGACGGAUCGCAAAAGGUGAUAUCACCACCCACAUGUCAGGAUGUUAAGUUCGCCGGCGAAGAGGCGAAAGACAAGCUCUACGAGCCGAAGCACAAGAAGAAGCUGGUGCGUGUGUUGACUGUGGUGGCGUACGUAUUUUUCGUGUCACUUGCGGCUAUCAUGCUCUCGAUGUAUUAUGUAUUUUUGUGGAACGGCGAUGCUAAAGUGGAAACGAGAAUCGUGUCCGUCAGGUUUGAUCAAACGCCACUUAUGCAAGAGCUGGUAGAGACGCGUCAGCAGCUCCAGAUGUUGCAGAAACAGGCUAGGAUUUAUAUGAGGUGCAACGAUUUCGCUGCAGGUCUGCAGCAGCAGUAUACUGAAGAUGAAUCCGAACUAGACAACGAAACAACCACUUCCACACCAAUAAUGACCACAACCGAAGAAGUUGAAGAGGAGGAAAACACGACGUGGCCUGAUUAUUCCGAGGAUUUCGUACAGAAAAAGAAAAGAUCAAUUUUUUUAAAGAGAAUAAUGAAUUUCAAAUAUGCUUACGAUGAUGACACCAAAUUAUUUUAAGAUUCUAUUAUUGUAUUCAAUAAAAAGAUCAAUAAACGUUUCCUAGCAAAAUUUGCUUAGAACUGACUGUAAAGAUUUAAUCAAACGUAGGAUUUUGGUAGAGUAAGUUAAACACCAACCACAGUUAACGGUUAAACAUCUGUGGUUGUGAUAAACAAGCUUUAAACUUUAAAUUUAUUUUUGGUAAUAAACUUUAUCCGUUAGAUUAUUACGUUUUGAAAUAUCUUAUAGAUAUAAUCAAAUUGGAAAUGUAACUAUUAAAUGAUAAGGUUUAUUUUACCAUUACAUACUGUAAUAUAUUUUAUUUGUAGUAAUAUAUACCAUUAGACUAAGUAAAAACUACAUAUAUGUUGAUUUAUAUAAAAUUUUAUAUAUUAAUGGUAGGUUUAUAUAAAAAAUUGUUUUGAGAAUAAGCAUGUCUCAUAUUUGUUUAUGAAUGGAUUUAAAUCUUAAAGUAUCCUACAUUCCAUACAACGACCAUAGUUAAUAAUCUAAAUAAAUUUGAACC
Molecule: messenger RNA, 1337 nt
Organism: Aethina tumida (small hive beetle)
Lineage: Eukaryota; Metazoa; Arthropoda; Insecta; Coleoptera; Nitidulidae
Gene: inaF-D
Exons: 2
Coding region: 236-829 (197 amino acids)
Source: RefSeq, a predicted model, not a curated record